This is a messenger RNA of Tetrahymena thermophila SB210, 1332 nucleotides long. RefSeq lists its product as hypothetical. The transcript has 8 exons. Lineage: Eukaryota; Ciliophora; Oligohymenophorea; Hymenostomatida; Tetrahymenidae. The record is from RefSeq and is a predicted model, not a curated record.
AUGAACACUCAUUUUAAAUAUCAAUCAGCUUACCAGGAAAUGCAGUUCUAGCCUGAGCUGCUAGAAUCCCUGGAAAAAGGAUCUAUUCCACUUCUUCAUAUUGAGAAUCAUCAGUUUAGAGAUAGAAUUAAAUCAGCUGAACUUAGUAAAAAGGGGAAUAUUUAUCUUUAACACUACUUGCCUGCAAAAUAGAGAGCAAAAUAUUCAUAAAAUUAAUUUUAGUCAGGCCAUUUGAAAGAAGAUGAGUUUAAUCCUAACUUGCCUCAUAAAAAUCAUUCUUUUUGGUUAAAAGUGAGGCAAAUUCCUAAAGAAGGCCCUCCUAUUAGACUUGGACUUGGAAAGAGAACUGAAAAUGAAAGGAUCAUGGAAAGAGUUUAAAAAGGAGAUAUAUAUAAAAUUGAUCAUACAGCGAAAGACACUUAAAUGAUUCAUCACCCUGACUGGAAACCUGUUCAAAAAUAAAACUGGGUGGGAAAUAAAAAUUUUGAUACUACUUCUUGCCAUUACUAAGGACCAAGAAGCAACCCACCUUGGUAAGAAUUUCCUUUAAGAAUAAAUCAUGAAGGUAAUGAAUAUGUUGAUGGAUACGAGAAAGUUGGAGAGAACAUUCACAGAUUUAGGGAAAAAUCAAAAGAACAUGGCAAGCCUGAUUUUAUUAGUCAAGUUUAACAAGAUGCUAUUGGAUAAAAAUUGCAUAUUUCAUAAUCUUUAAGGACUUUUAAAAGCCACAAAGUAUUGGGAGUAGAUUAAAAUUCUUAGGAAUUUAGCAAAUCCAAAAAACUCACUUUCUACAAGCAACCUUUAAUUGAUACUAAAAGUGUUGAUCAUUAAGUUCCUUAUUAGCACAGCUAGAGCAUUCGUUCUAAACCAGUUAGAGAUUUAAUGCCAAGUACCGAUAAAAUUUACAAAUUAUCAAUUAAAGAAUUAACAAUUAGCUCGUCAAAACAUAAAUUAGAUAUGUCAUAAAAAAUGAUGAAUGAGUCUUUAAAAAAUGAUUUUACUCCUACUUACAAUAAUAACAAUAAUUAUAUGAUGGAAAGAGUUAAAAGUUCAAAAUAAGAAUAGUAAUUAAGAGAUAUAGUCAAAGGAGUCGAUUCUGUAAAGUCUAAUAAUAUGUAUAAUAAUGACCCAAGACUUUCAAACAUAAAUAGUAGAGGAAGUUAAAGGACAACUUAAUAUAGUUGGAAUAAAUCUAGGGCUCAAACUGCAGCUUCUGGAAAAAGAAAAAACAUGUCUGAAGCAAUUCAAUUGAAAAAUAAACUAAAUAAUGAUCCAUAUUACCAACCAUCAACACAAGAGACUAAAGAUUUAGUAUCUAAAUACUUUGAUUGA